UUCCAUGGCUAUAUAAUAAACGUAUACCUUCGCCUUUUGGGGACUCGAACUCUGCGACUUUGAUCUGUUCUUGACUUUCGUCAAUUCCACUUCCAGGUUACGGGCAGGAAUUCAGAGACUCAGUUUGAUCUUGGGGUGCGAAAGAAAGAGACUUUCUUUUGACAUGCCUUCUAAGCUUUAGUAAGGCUGGCAGCUUAAUGUUGAGUUCUGGGAGUAACUUGAACAGUAGCAGCAGCAGCGGGAUAACUUCUUCGGAUAUGCCACCCUUGCCCCAGUGUUUGCCACUAGAUUCAAUUACAGUAGGCAAUAGAAAAUAUACAGGAGAGCUAAGGAGGGUUCUUGGUGUCACUGCUGGAAACACAUCUGAAGACCAUUCUUUUGGUGGUUCACAUCCUAAACCCAUGGCUCCAGGAGCCUCAGGUGAAUUAAAGCACUUCAAAGAAAGUGUACAAGAUGCUUCCAGAAAGGCGAGGGAUAGAUCAAAAAUGCUUGGGGAAUCUUUGUCUAAACUGGAGAAGUACGAGGCAUUAAACAUAAAGAAGCGGCAAAGGGCGGAUUUAUCAAGUGAUAGGGGAGGUGGAGUAAACUUGACGAAGAUGGGUAACCAGAUUCACAAAACUCCUAAUGAUAAUCUAACUCAGAGAUCAGAAGCAAAGGCCUCAAAUUCAAUGCUGAACAAGCGAAUUCGUACAUCAGUGGUAGAUGUGCGGGACGAAAGUAGGUCUCCUGCUAUUGGAAGGCCACGGAUGGUCACAGAAAAGGAUGGAAAUCUGAUUCAGACACUUGGUGGGAGCUCUGUUCGAAAUGAAGAGAAAACACGCAGAUUACUUGCUGGUGCUGGUGGUGAAGGUUUGGAUAACAAAAUAAAGAAGAAGAGGUCUGUUGGAACUGUAGGUAACAGACUUAUAACUGGUGAAAGGGAUGUAAAACGAACUGCUCUUCCAAAGGCAAAUGCUGAUCUGAAGACACGACUUUAUGAUGCUCAAGGUUUCAGAUUGAAGCCACUUUCUGGAUCUGGUGGGAACAAGUCUGAGGGCUCUUCAGAGCUUACUAAUACACGCAUGAUGCUUGCAAGUGAGCAAGGUGCUUCUCUUCACAGGGAACACAUAGCUGAGCAGAGAGUUAUGACAAAAGGAAACAACAGGGCAAACAGUCAGGAGGACCCAGCAAGCAGCCCUAACACGGUAAUAAGAAACAAAGCAUCUCGGGCACCAAGAACAGGUUCAGUUAGUGCACUAGAAUCAUCCAACAUUCAACCUUCUUCUACAACUUUUCAAGGUUCUAUGAAUUCAAUGACCCAGUGGUGUGGUCAGAGGCCACCAAAAAAUUCACGCUCACGAAGAGUUAAAGUAGUUUCUCCUGCCUCACGGAAUCUCGAAGUACAGGUCUCAUCCGAAGGCUGUCUAACUUCUGAUUUCAGUCUUAAAGCUUCUUCUGCUGGCAACAAUGGAUUUCAACCAGCAAGCAGUGUAGACAACAGCACUCCAAAAUAUAAAAGGCCACAUGAUGAUAUUUCAUCUCCCUUUGGAUUAUCUGAAAGUGAAGAAUCUGGAGCUGGGGAAAACAAAAUAAAAGAGAAAGGAGUGAAUGGCAGUGACUUUUCUAUAGCUGCAGAUAAGGCUGGGACUUCUAUGUUUCAAAUGAGGAAGAAUAAGAUAUCAACAGAUGAAUCUGGAGAUAUGGUGCAGAAACAAGGAAGAAGUGGUAGGAAUUUUUCAUUAACAAGGCCAGGACUCCCUUCUGGGAGGGAGAAGCCAGAGAAUGUACCAAUAAUGAAGCCAGUACAGGACAUGAAGCCGAAUGAUAAGAGUAAAGCCAAAUAUGGACGCCCUCCUUCAAAAAAGCAAAAAGAGCGUAAAAUUUUGACUCGUGUACGGAAACAACUGAACAUUGGUUCUUCUGAAUUUGGAGGUGAAUCUGAUGAGGAUCGUGAAGAAUUAUAUAAAGCUGCAAAUGCUGCUCGUAAUGCUAGCAAGCUUGCUUGUUCGGGUCCAUUUUGGAAUAAAAUGGAGUCUAUUUUUGCUUCUAUCAGCUUGGAUGAUGCAUCUUACUUGAAGCAACAGCUCAAUAUUUCUGAGGAGUUUGAGAAAAGUUUUUCUCAUAUGUUUGGCAUUGAUCAUGAUCUGUUGAGUGUUGUUAUAAAUAACAAGACCACUGGCUCAGAGGAAGGCAAGAGAAGUCACUGUGAUGAAGAAUCAACUAAGUUUGAUGCUUUAGGUGGAAAGAAGGACACAGAAAGACUGGACAAGGUUACCCCACUAUUCCAAAGACUUCUUUGUGCUCUAAUUGAAGAGGAUGAAAGUGAAGAAUCAUAUCACCAAAGUGAUGCAAAGAAUAUAUCUCGACAAUGUGCUAGUGAUGAUUCUCACUGUGGUUCUUGUAAUCAAAUUGAUUUUGAACCCAAAGAUCGUGAUAGAAUGGAUUCUGAAGUUGAAUCAGAGGUAGAUCUUCCAAUUCAGAAGAAUUGCAUGUUGGAUAGACUGUCUUGUGAAAAGAGCACCACAUCCAACACAUUUAGGUACCCAAACACAUCCAGUUCUUUACAAAGCACUGGAGUUUGGCAGGACGACGAAGAAUUUUGCCUUUCGGAUAUCACACACACCAGUGAAAUAUGUUCAAAUGAUGUUGAUCAACUGCAGCCUGCUGAAUUAAGUGUUCUUAGCUUUCCUUCUCCUGAUGGCCAGUAUCAGCUGAUGUCACUGGAUGACAGACUGCUGCUGGAGUUGCAAAGCAUUGGGUUAUAUCCUGAAAUAUUGCCUGACUUGGCUGAGGAAGAUGAAGCUAUAAAUCAAGACAUUGUGAAACUUGAGAAAGCAUUGUACGAACAGAAUGGGAGGAAGAAGAAUAACUUGGACAAAAUUGAUAGUGCUGUUCAAGAAGGGAGGGACAUGGAAAGGCAGAAGAUUGAACAAGCUGCGUUUGACCAUCUUAUUGAAAUGGCUUACAGAAAGAGAUUGGCAUGCCGAGGAAGCAAACAUUCAAAAGGUGCAGUUCACAGGGUGUCUAAACAAGUUGCUUUGGCCUUUCUCAAACGGACUCUUGGAAGAUGUAAAAGAUAUGAAGAAGCUGGCAUUAACUGCUUUAGUGACCCUACCCUGCAAAAUAUAAUGUUUGCUCCACCUUCACGUGAGAAUGAUGCACAACCUGCUGAAUGCAUGGUCUCUGGGACAGCCAGUAAUACAUGUAACAAAGCUCCCCAUCAAAUUGAGGCCAGAAAAUCAGGUGCAGUUUCUAGUGCUUCGGAGAAAUACGAUUGCCAUAGAGAUUAUGCAGACAGGGGAUUGGUUGAUUCUUUUCAAGGUUCAAUUCAGUCAUCAGAGCAAGCAUCAUCCAAGAAUGGGUCCGUGUUUAUCAAAGAAAAGAAGAGGGAAAUGCUGGUCAACGGUUCUUCCUCUAGAGCAUCAAAUCUAGAAGGUGCUGUUCAUGGUGGAGUGAGGGGAAAGAGAAGUGAGAGAGAGAGGAAUCAGAGCAGACAAAAUUCUAUUGGUAGAGCUGGACGCAUGUCCCUGGACAGUAGCCCAAAUGAGAACAAACCAAAAGCCAAGAAGCAAAAGACUAGUGCUAGUGGACAUGAUAGGUAUAAGGAAACAAAGGAAGAAUCUGCUGUGGCUGAUACAAUCAAUAAUAGUAGCAAAAAUGGGGCAACAUUAUCUGGUAACCAGGACAAUUCUCAAAUAAAUGAGUCCAAUGACUUCGGGAAUUUGCCACUACCUGAUUUAAGUUCAAUUGAAGAAUUUGGUGGGGCGCAUGAUCUUAGUUCUUGGUUGAACUUUGAUGAGGAUGGUUUGCAAGACCAUGAUUCUAUUGGCCUUGAAAUACCAAUGGAUGACCUAUCAGAUUUAAAUAUGCUUAUGUGAAGGGAUGUGACUUAGACUCUACUGGUUACACGUAUGAUAUCUGAAGGAGAAUUUGUAUGUAUUCAGUGAACCUUGCGGGCAUCAAGAUCUGGAGGGAGUUUUUGUGAUUGGGAUGGAUUGUUACGAAUUUUGACACAUUUUAUAGGGUAAACAGAGUGGUGGAGACUUAAAAUUGCAAUUCGAUAUAUAUAUUUUUUGCCUGGGAAGUUGUAUAGAGGAAGCUACAAUCAUGGAUUUCAUGAAAUUGCUUUUAGAUUCCUUCUCUUAUGAAUCUAACUGGUUUUUCCGGGUUAGAGGCAUGGUCUCUGAAAUGACUUCCAAUUGGAGAUUAGAUUAAAGCGCUAUGCCAUUCAUUUAAUCAGAGGAGACUGGGUGGUUUCAUUUCUCAAGCUGUGACUUAAGCUUCAGCUACCAUGCAAUGUAAAAUGUUUUUGUUCUUAUAGCCUGUAACUGGCAUAAUGUUGGUUGAUGAUAUGUUAAUUAAUUUUUCUGGGAUUAAACUCGCUAAUUAAUCCCAUAUGUAGUGUCCUAGGACUCAUCAUUGACAACUGAUUCUCUUACGGUUGCAUAAUAUAGCUGAGCAGAAAAACGACCCAUGUCUUGCCUCUAGUUUCGGGUCUCUAUUUUCUGUUGAUUCUCAGCAUUUGCCUUCACUGUUCAAACAAGUAAACUGUGUUUUACAAUUUCGAUAAUGACACAAACAACUAACGCCGCAAGAAUGAUUCUUUUGAUCUA
Molecule: messenger RNA, 4592 nt
Organism: Cajanus cajan (pigeon pea)
Lineage: Eukaryota; Viridiplantae; Streptophyta; Magnoliopsida; Fabales; Fabaceae
Product: spectrin beta chain, brain
Source: RefSeq, a predicted model, not a curated record